Molecule: messenger RNA, 605 nt
Organism: Ctenocephalides felis (cat flea)
Lineage: Eukaryota; Metazoa; Arthropoda; Insecta; Siphonaptera; Pulicidae
Product: glia maturation factor gamma-like
Exons: 4
Coding region: 139-564 (141 amino acids)
Biological process (GO): negative regulation of Arp2/3 complex-mediated actin nucleation; actin filament debranching
Cellular component (GO): actin cortical patch
Molecular function (GO): Arp2/3 complex binding; actin binding
Source: RefSeq, a predicted model, not a curated record
CAGAUAUUUAAACGUCAAUGUCAUUCUUCAAUGUUUUGAUCAUAUUUGUAAAUACAAAUUUUAAUAUAUUUGAUAUUAUUUUAGUAUUUUGACUUACCUUUAUCGAACCUGUGAUAUAAUUUUAAUAAAAAUAAAACGAUGUCUCAAGCUAAUGUAAAGGUCUGUGAUAUUGGUCCAGAAGUUAAAGAAGCUCUGAGGAAAUUUCGAUUCCGAAAGAAUAACAAUAACGCUGCCUUAAUAUUGAAAGUUGACAGGGAACGGCAAGCUAUAUGCAUCGAUGAAGAAAUAGAGGAUGUUGCAUUAGAAGAUCUACAGGAUACUUUACCCGGACAUCAGCCGAGAUAUGUCAUUUACAGUUACUGCAUGGAGCAUAAAGAUGGCAGACUUUCCUAUCCGAUGUGUUUCAUUUAUUAUACUCCAAGAGAUAGUCAGAUGGAACUGCAGAUUAUGUAUGCUGGCACAAAAUUGGCGCUUCAGCAUGAAGUAGAAUUAACUCGUUCAUAUGAGGUACGUGAGCUAGAUGAAUUAACAGAAGAUUGGUUACGUGAAAAAUUAUCUAAAUGAUUAUUUAAAUUAUUUAGAUAAAUUGCAUUUAUACAGUACCC